UUAACCACGAAAGCUUUUGUUGUUUGCCGUUGUAUGCUACAGUAGUCAAGCGCUUCGAGGUUUGUGAUUUACGCUGAGACGAAAAAAAUCUGGCCUUACAAUGGCGGAUAGCUCGGAUGAAAGGUCACCUUACUUGGUUGUCACCGGAUGGAUAGUGUUACUCUUAUUGUACAUCGCGCAAGUUGUUCUUCUAGUCUUGUUUUUGACAGAACACGAAGACUCCGACUACGGCUGGUAUUAUGUUAUGUUUAUAGUUGCUCCGAUAUUAACAGUCGUUUUCUUAUACCGACAUUGGGAAACGAAUGGAUAUGCCGAUAAGGAUAAAGAAAUACGCCUCGUUUGGGCAAUUUGGGGAACAUACAUUGUGCCUUUCGUUGUUACAGUUGCCACGAUUUUCAUUACGGUCGCGAAAGAGCUGACUAAAAAGCGUACCCUUGGUGUUAAUGCUUUAAAAACGACGCUAUGUAUUACACCAGGAUUGUUAAUCCUUUUCCUGCAGCUCGCAAUUUCUCCAUCUUACCGAAAGCCUGUCCUGUCUCUGUCUAUAGUUGCCGCAUUGAAUAUCUUCGACGGAAUCGAAAUGUUGGAAACCUUUCUGAUGCAAAACGAAAGACUUCUGGAUCUAGACAGCGCGACAGAGGGAGUUAAAGAAUUUUGGAUGCAAAAUGGGGGUUAUUUUAAUUUCAGUAGCGCCAACGGGACGGAAAUAUUGAAAACAUUUUUAUUGAAAGAAGACAAACAUUUUGAUUUGAACAGUGAGACAGAGUGGUGCAUCAUUGUCUUCGCCUGUCUUUGUUUCCUUCUGUCAUCUUUCGGUUUGGCUCGAAAUCAAUUUGAAGGUGAAGGCAACGUAAAAGAACGGACGAAAACGUCGAUUGCUUUUAGCUUCUUCGAAAUAAUCUUUAUUAAUCUUCCAUUCCUGGGCAUUCGAGCCUACAUUUGGGAAAAACACAAGUACGAAGCUGCCGUGUUUAUUGCCAAGAAUAUUGUGUCUUUCGUCGUUGGUGCAGUCGAGUUUGGCAUCCUCAUAAAAAUUAAACUAUCAGAAUAGAGCAAAUCGAAAAACCAUCGAAAAUGAACUUUAGUUAAAACUAAAUACAAUGUGCAAUUUAUGUAUUGGUAGACUCUUUUUGUACCCUUGAUGUGAACUGUUUAUAUAGUGAAACUAUUUAGACUUAGUGAGUACAUUCAUAGUCAUUCACGACAUGGUCCGAAUCACAGUACAGUUCAAAUACAUGCAUGGAUCACAAUUUCAAAACAUUUUAUUUGUUCACGGUGAAGUCGUUAGAACAUAAACUCGUAGUUUAUUAUAAAACCUUUGAUGUUUGCUGAGGUUUCAGAUCUAUAUUUCGAUUGGCUAUAUAUAUUAUAGCGACGAUUUAGAGGUUUACUUAUACGAAAUCGUGUUACGAUUUAGGUAUAGGAAUUCAUGCCUGGUUUUGGCAGGUAUUUUUAGGAACAAUAAUAUCAAAAUAGCCUUUAUUUCAUAUAUACAAUAUCUAUAUGACAAUUCAAAAAAAUAUUGUUUUGACUUGACCUUUUCCAGUUUGCAACGGAGUCGUUCGCAACCUCGUUCCCAGGCUCUUUCCUCUACACUCCUACACCAUAACCACUAUUCAUCACCAUAACCACCACGAUCAGCCCCACGGCCCCCACCAUCAUCACCACUACCAUCAUCAUCGCCACCAUCAUCCACCACCACACCAUCAUCACCAUCAUCAUCGCCAACAUCACCCACCACCACCACCACCACAACCACCACAACCACCACAACCACCACCACAACCACCACAACCACCACAACCACAACCACCACAACCACCAC
This is a messenger RNA of Paramuricea clavata, 1825 nucleotides long. The record is from the annotation of a GenBank genome assembly. Lineage: Eukaryota; Metazoa; Cnidaria; Anthozoa; Malacalcyonacea; Plexauridae.